Symsagittifera roscoffensis is the source of this 1046-nucleotide messenger RNA. Its product is annotated as thioredoxin domain-containing protein 12-like. Bases 263 to 802 code for a protein of 179 amino acids. The record is from RefSeq and is a predicted model, not a curated record. Gene Ontology annotation, cellular component: endoplasmic reticulum. The transcript is spliced from 3 exons. Lineage: Eukaryota; Metazoa; Xenacoelomorpha; Acoela; Convolutidae.
GCUAAAAGCCAGUUAGCUGCCUAUCGAUUGGUAUGCCUUCCAUUUGUGUUUGAACUUUUUUUUGUUUCACUAACAGCGCAAGCCAAAUAGCACUUGAAAAUGACUCAAAAUGUUCGGACAACACAUUGACUCAACAAACAAACCAACAGCAAUGCAAUAUUUUCUAACUCCAGAUUAAGGAACAUGUUCACUUCGUAAUUUCAUCACUUAAUGUCGCAACUUUAUUUUUCUACUGCUAGUUGAAGAUUUUGAAAACGAGAAAAUGAAAUCAAAAAUUUCAAUUAGCUUUCUAGUUCCGACCAGCAUAGCUGUUUUAUUAACCAUUUUGGUAGCUCUAUCCGAAUUAUCACUAGAAACAUAUGCCAAAUCUUCAAUUCCGACAGAAGCCAGAGUAUCUGGCAGGGGAUUUGGGGACAAAACAGACUGGGUCACUCUGGACUAUGCUAAGAAGCAUUCGAGUGAGAAGCCAAUCAUGAUUCUGGUGCACAAGACGUGGUGUGGUGCGUGCAAGAGACUGAAACCUAUAGUUGCUGCUUCUAAGAAGAUCCAGAAAUUGAGUAAACAUUUCCACAUGGUGAACUUGGAGAACAAAGAGGAGCCGGAGGAGCCUCAGUUCAAACCAGACGGGGGAUAUGUGCCACGCAUUCUCUUCACAGACAAGAGCGGAAAGAUAAACCCUAAUGUGAUGAACCCGCGGAGACAGACCAAGCACAAGUUCUUCUACCCAGGAGUGGAUGAAAUAGUUGAGGGCAUGAACAAGGCAGUCACUUUUUGGGACGCGAAGAGCAAAACUGAGUUAUAAGUUAAUCAAUUUGAAUAAUAUUUAAUUCAUACCUACCGUGAAAAAUAAAUUGUAUCUUUUGGGAUAAAACUACCGCUCAUGUUCUAUGUUCUAAAUACAGUUUUUCUGAAGACAUUAAAUUGGUCAAACAACAGCUGAAAUCAAAAAUAAAUAUGUCAAUAAAAAUGUUAAAAUCACAAUUUAUGUAAAUUGUGCGUCAUCAAAUUUGCAUUCAAUGUCAUCCCCAGUAACCUCAGAAUGCAAA